UGGGGACCCGAAAGCUCAGCCCUGGGCCGGCAGGCUGUCCGGGGCAGGAGCGCAGAGCGGGGCGCCUCUCCGCCAGAGGUGUCUGGAUGACCAGCGCGGCUCGGCAGUACACGACUGAGUUAGAGACAGUGAAUGGUCUGGUUUUCUACAGUUCACUCAGCCAAGAUCCGAGCAAUCCUGGAACGGUAUACCGCGGGGGAAUAUUUCUUCAAGGCUAUCAGCGCAUUACUUAAAUACAUACUUCUUAUACCCGCUUUAAAUUAUACUGUUUGAAGAGGAAACGUUUUUCGAAUUCAGCGCGUUUACCAGGAAAAGCCCGUUGAAUGCAUUGCACUGUAACGUGUCGCGGCAAAGGUAGACCGAAGUUCUCCCGACGCGGCGGCGGCGGGGGGGAGAGAUUUGAUAAGGAAGAAAUAUUUUGACGACCAUGGCCAACCGGGACCGAAACAAGAAAAUCCUCCUGGAGCUGGUGAAGCAGCCGGACAACAGCACCUGCGCAGACUGCGGAGCGCCAGAGCCGGACUGGGCGUCCUACAGCCUGGGCAUCUUCAUCUGCCUGAACUGCUCCGGGACUCACCGCAACCUGUCGGGGGUCAGCAAGGUCAAGUCCAUCCGCCUGGACUUCUGGGACGACGAGCUGGUGGAGUUCAUGAAGGCCAGCGGCAACGCGGUGGCCAGGGCCAGGUACGAGAGAGCCGUGCCCCUCUUCUACUACCGGCCCCUGCAGAGCGACUGCGCGGUGCUGAGGGAGCAGUGGAUCAGGGCCAAGUACGAGCGCAGAGAGUUCACCGGAGACGAGGUGACGCGCCAGGAGACCUACGGCUCUGGCUCCUAUGAAGGAGUCCUUUGGAAAAAGGGGAAGGACAAUGGGCAGUUUUUAAAACGAAAAUUUAUCCUGUGUGAAAGCGAUUUUACCUUGAAGUACUACACCAAGGAAGAAUCCAAGGGUCCUAAAGCCAUCAUCUACAUCAAGGACUUGAACGCCACCUUCCAGCCGGACAAAAUCGGUCACGCCCACGGACUGCAGCUCACUUACCUGCAGGACGAGCACACCCGAAAUAUAUUUGUGUACCACAACGACGCUCAGGAGAUCGUGAACUGGUUCAAUGCCAUCCGAGCCUCCCGCUUCUCCUACCUGAAGAUGGCGUUCCCCACCACCAGCAGCAGUGAGCUGCUGCCCUGGGUCACCCGCAGCUUUUUGAAAGAAGGUUACAUGGAGAAAACCGGCCCGAUGCAAAGAGAGCCGUUCAAGAAGAGGUGGUUCAUCCUGGACUGUCAUAACAGGAAACUGCUCUACUUCAAAGGUCCUCUGGACGCCCUGGAGCUGGGAGCGGUUUUCCUCGGCACGGAGCAACACGGCUACGGGGUGCAGCAGACCCAGCCCCGGGGCGCACGGGGCAACAAGUGGAAGCAUGGCAUCGCCGUGGAGACGCCGGACCGGCAGUUCCUGUUCAUGUGUGAGAACGAGCGGGACCAGAGGGACUGGCAGCAGGCGGUCAGGGUUGUCCGGACACACCCGUGUCCUCUGCUGGAGCGGGAGCCCUCAGCACGAUGGCAGCCGUAG
This is a messenger RNA of Lepisosteus oculatus (spotted gar), 1564 nucleotides long. The record is from RefSeq and is a predicted model, not a curated record. Lineage: Eukaryota; Metazoa; Chordata; Actinopteri; Semionotiformes; Lepisosteidae.